UAUGUUACGAAACUCGGUCGGUUACAGCGAAAAUAUCUUUGACGGCAAGGCCGACCAAAUGUUGAAGGUGUGCGAUUACCUGGAAGAAAAAGGUUUUAUUCCAAAGGAUCUCGUGAAAAACGAAGUUAAAUGGUUUUACGGGAAUCUUGGCAUCGAUGACAUGUACUUUAGCUUAGAAAGCGUCGAAUCCAUUGCCAAUCAUAUAUUGGCAUUAUACGGCGCAAAGAUUUUUGCAUAUACAAAGAAUGAGAACGCCCUAGACAUAAAUCUCGAACGUGAGACCGAAGAUGCUGCUGUGUACGUCCACACCUCGAGACCUGGUGUUUCCGACUUGCAAGGUCCUCAACAUGAGAAAAGAAUUGACACCAAAUACCUGGACAUAAGCACUAGCGCCAAGGCCUACCGUUUGGAAACCUAUCGUUCCUUGGGAACCGUAUCGGAAUCCAUGAACACUCAACUUCGCUGUUAUUUUGUAACCAAGUGUGAUUUCGUUAAGCCUGAUCCAUCCCCUGAGGAAGAAACCGACAUUCGUCUCGUUGGUGACAAAACCUUCUUGGAGAAGGUGACCGAAAACACCUUAGAAAUUUAUCAGAAUGUCAUGGAAACGGUACUUCAAAGAACCGGUCCCGUGAUCGAAAUGUUUGAGGUUGAAGGUAGUCGUGAACGACGUCUUGUGAUUGGUUACAGGCAACGCAGCACGCAGUCUUUUUUCUCCGCAAUGUCCGACCUCUACCACUUUUAUGAUCUCUAUUCUACCCGAAAAUAUGUUGAACAAUUUUCCAAUGGUGUUACCGUCAUGAGUCUUUACCUCAAUCCUUUACCUAAUUCCAAGUCCGCUCCGAUCGAACACACUAUUCAUCAAGUUAUCAAAGAAGCCUCCCUCAUCUAUUGUUUGCCAACCACCCCGCUGCAGUCAUUUUUCAAAACCGGCAAAUUAUCAGUUCAAGAAGCAAUCUAUGGCUACGUGGGUUGGAUCUUUGCUCAACACUUCCUUAAUCGUCUCGGUAAUGAAUAUGCCAGUCUUGCAAAUGCAAUGAAUCAAAAUGAUCCGGUGCAUGCCGAGGUUUUAAACAAGAUCAAGAAGCGCUUGCGUUCAGAUACGUUCACUCGUGAAUACAUUCUGGACAUCAUCAAUCUGUAUCCUGAUUUGAUCCAUUUGCUUUACAUCAACUUUGCAUUGGUGCAUUACAUUAAUCCGCGCACUGCUGCUCUCGAGCCAACACUGUCGUAUCAACGUAUACAAACUGAUGUCGUCCUCAGCGACGAUGAACUCCUGGAAAAAAUCAAGAAGACUACUUCUAACCAACACGAAUUCAUGGUGUUUGAAUCAUUCCUGAUUUUCAACAAGCAUGUCCUGAAAACAAACUUUUAUCAGCCAACCAAGGUUGCGCUAUCAUUCAGGCUUGAUCCCUCUUUCUUACCCGCGAUCGAAUACCCCUCAAAAUUGUUUGGCAUGUUCCUUGUCAUCGGUUCGGAGUUUCGAGGUUUCCAUCUAAGGUUCCGUGACGUGGCUCGUGGUGGUAUUCGUAUAAUUCGAUCCAGGAACAAGGAGGCCUACAGUAUCAACCUGAGAACUCUCUUUGAUGAAAACUAUGCCUUGGCUGCUACCCAGCAACGGAAAAACAAGGAUAUCCCCGAAGGUGGCUCCAAAGGUACCAUCCUUCUGGAUAUCACCCAACAAGAUAAAGAUCGUGUGUCCUUUGAGAAAUACGUCGAUUCCAUACUUGAUCUCUUGGUCCCAGGCCACACACCCGGAAUCAAAGAGCAAAUUGUUGACCUGUACCGAAAACCCGAAAUCUUGUUCUUUGGCCCUGACGAAGGAACCGCCACCUUUGUGGAUUGGGCGAGUGCUCACGCUCGAGUUCGGGGUGCUCCCUUCUGGAAAGCUUUUACUACCGGCAAGAGUCAAUCCAUGGGAGGAAUACCUCAUGAUCUUUACGGAAUGACCACACGAUCCGUACAUCAGUACGUGCUUGGUAUUUUUAGGAAACGAGGUCUCAAGGAAGAAAAAAUCACCAAAUUUCAAACGGGUGGACCAGACGGUGAUCUGGGUAGUAAUGAAAUUAAGAUUUCGAAGGAUCGUACAGUCGCUAUCAUUGAUGGUAGUGGUGUGUUGUGCGACCCCGAGGGUAUUGAUCGUACGGAACUAAAGAGAUUAGCCAAUGCUCGGCUGAUGAUUUCCCACUUUGACGACAGCAAGUUGACAGCCCAGGGCUUUAGAGUGUUGAUAGAUCAGCAAAAUAUCAAAUUACCGAAUGGUCACGUUGUUGAAGAUGGAUUGGUGUUCCGUAAUAACUUCCACGUUUCGAAUAUUGUUUCCGCCGAUCUCUUUGUUCCCUGUGGUGGUAGACCGGAGGCUGUUGACCUCAAUAAUGUGAAUGCGUUAUUGGACUUGAACGGUAAACCGAGAUUUAAGUAUAUUGUCGAAGGUGCAAACUUGUUCUUUACGCAAGAAGCUCGUAUUCGACUGGAGCAAGCUGGUGCUAUAAUUUUCAAGGACGCCUCAGCCAACAAGGGUGGUGUCACAUCCUCCUCCUUGGAAGUAUUGGCUGCUCUUGCUCUGACCGACGAAGAAUUCGCGAAAAAUAUGAUGGUCAAGGAUGGAGUGAUUCCUCAAUUCUACCAGGACUACAUCAAAGAAGUACACCGCGUCAUUGAGAAGAACGCUGAACUGGAAUUUGAAUGUAUAUGGCGAGAACAUCGAAGAACGAACAAGCCGCGUUCCAUAAUUUCGGACGAACUCAGUCUUGCAAUUAUUGAUCUAAACGAAAACCUGCAACAAUCUACUCUAUGGCAAAACAUUUCUUUACGAAAGGCGGUAUUAAGGGACGCGUUCCCACAAUUGCUACUAGACAGAUUAGGAUUAGACACUUUACUAGAACGAAUACCCGAACCAUAUGUUCGUGCGAUCUUCGGAUCAUAUUUGGCUAGUCGAUUCGUGUAUAAAUACGGUACACAACCAUCACAAUUCUCCUUCUUCGAAUUCAUGAACCCAUUCUUCUCCAAGAUUGCCGAACACUACGAAUGA
This is a messenger RNA of Acaulospora morrowiae, 3028 nucleotides long. Lineage: Eukaryota; Fungi; Glomeromycota; Glomeromycetes; Diversisporales; Acaulosporaceae. The record is from the annotation of a GenBank genome assembly.